Messenger RNA from Peronospora matthiolae, 3132 nucleotides. The record is from the annotation of a GenBank genome assembly. Lineage: Eukaryota; Oomycota; Peronosporomycetes; Peronosporales; Peronosporaceae.
AUGAAUCAAGCGCGUGCGGUCUUUCUGUGCAACGAAGCGACGCGGCGAUGGCUUGUUAAAGACGAGUUAAUGUUCCUUUUGUUGCACUACAAGACAGUGACCGUCCCGCUGCUCCGCUCGGUGCAGUUUCGACCACCAAGUGGCACUUUGUUGUUCUACAAUACACUGGAUGUAUCGGAAUACAAGAAAGAUGGCUGGCACUGGCAGAAGCGCAAAGACAAGAGUGGACGGGUUCGUGAGGACCGAGCAAAGCUAGUGAUUAACCGAGAGGUCAUUGUCCUGGGAACAUAUGUGCAUUCCGCCGAGAUUUCUACGUUUCAUCGAAGAAUCUAUUACAUGAGGGACUCUAUGAAGAACAUUGUGCUUGUUCACUACUUAGACGAGAUGAACAAGGGAUGCGUGGGAUGUCCAGUGUCGACACAUGUAACCAAGACGCGGAACGAAAUAAAUCGGUCGUUAUCCGUUUCUGCAGUAUCAAUGCCACCAUCUCAGCGGCAGUAUUCACAAAAACUUGUGUCGUCCGACAAAACAGAAGGGUCUAUCAUGAAUGGCUGCCUUGGUGUGGACCUAGGGUCCCGAACGACGAUAUGGCGGACUGCGUCGAUGGACUCUUCUGAUGCGAUUUCUCCAUCGCUGAAGGGGGACAGCAUGGACGGAACCAACACAGGACUUUGUGCAGACGAACAAACAAAUGACCCGAAUAGCCUCAUUGCUUUAGGAGAGCGCAACUCUGGCUCGAAAGGCCGGCGCACCUUCAGGCUGGCUGAAAUUUCUGAUUUCUCACCCGACUGGGACUUCGAAGAUGGUGGGGCCAAGGUCUUAAUCUGCCUUGCAGCUAGUCUUCCAAAGAGUGUGGCACACGAUACCAUGAAUUUGUUUGUGCAGUUUGGUACCAAACGAACUCGCGCAGAAAUAGUCUCGGAUACAGUCUUACGUUGCAUCGUUCCUAGUUGCACAAAUCCUGGUAGUGUUCACAUGUACGUGUGUCACUGGCGUGAAGCACUGCAACAGGAAGCUUUCCAACUGUCGCAGCAAAAAAAGUUCACCUACCGAAGUUACCGCUGGGCGUCCCCAUCACUGGUGGACCAAGUAGCUAAAGAUGAACAGGCUAUUGACCUUUCCGAAGCGUCAGUUUCUCGUGCUGUACACAGCGCCUCCGGCAUGGGCAAGCGAAGCCGAACUCGUGCUGUUCAUUCCUCUGCCGGUGAUGAAUGCGUACGGCCGCUGAACAAUGUUUUAGGAUCGAAUCGAUCAUUGUCGACAUAUGUCGAGUCGGAUUUGGACGAACGACAGUGCAAGAUCCGAGUUGUCGAACGAUUGUCCGAGUUCCACCAAGUGAUACAGACCAAACCAGUGGAGUCUGCAGUCGGGACUAUCGAUUCUGGUGUCCCAGACAGAUAUAGCGGUGAGGAAGGCAUAUUUGCAGAUGCGAGAGGUGGAUCAACUCUACGGAGUGAACAACCUUCUGGAAGGGCGUGUUUAUCGUCCUGUCGAGAACAGAUCUCGAGUGAGCAGGUUCCUCAGUCAAGCUUACGUGUUGGACCGCCAGUCUCGUCAACUUCUUUUGGCGCAACAUCGACUUCGUUGGACGACUGUACAAUUGAAGCACUGAGCGACAAGGAGUUGGAGCAGCUGUCCGAAAAACUACUCGAGCGUGUCGUACGUCAGCUUGUAACAGUUGCAUACACAAGUGAAGAGCUGCUGGAAGAGCUUAACUCGCUAGAUGAGGCUGGUUUAAGCUUACUACACUACGUGAGCUUUUACAAUUACUCUCAAUUGGUGCUUCUUCUGCUUGCUCACGGCGCACAGAUCAACCAGCAAAGUACCCAGGGGCAAACAGCGCUUCACUUGGCAGCAGGGUGUGGCCAUGAUGAAGUGGUCGAUGUACUGCAGCAGUCUGGGGUCGAUUUACAAGUCCUCGAUUUCGAGGGCUUAACUGCUGCUGAUCGUGCUGAUAAAUCCGGUCACGCGGAUGUUGCAGCCAAACUGUAUCGCUGCAUGGGAGAUGGUACUCCCAUCGACGCGAGUGUCGUCGACGAAGUAUACGGAACGCUGAUGGAGAUAGAUGGCAUAUCGACACCCUACAUGGAUGCAGGAGACAUGGGCCUCUUGGAGGGCAUUGAAGACACCGAAUUUUCCGUGGGACCACCUCAUGUGUACCCGAAUAGCUGCAAGAGUCCUUACGGAGCAAGCUUACCGUCGAAAACGGUCUCGCGCAUGGGAGAAACGCAGGAACACAACCGUAAGCUUCUGCUCGGGGCUUUUUCCACGAUGAGCUUACAUGACAAGUGCGCUUUAUCGCUGAGCAUUUCACGAGAAUCGGCGGGCCACGCGGCAUGGCGCCAUGAAAGUAUUGCGGAGGAAGACCCUUUGAUCUCUUCCAGCGCUAGCAGCUCAGAGGUAUCGGCGGGCUUUGGCCUUUCCCCGGCAAAUAUGGCUGGCAUGGAUGCUGCUGACCUUGCUGACGGUCACUUCGUCCUACCCGGCACUCAAAAGGAUUCGGAUGUUCAGAGUGUCAUUGCUGAAGACGAGGAAGGUUUAAACAAGCUUCAAGCAGCUAUGGAACUCAUGGGCCCGGAAGAAAGACAAUUGCUGGAAGACGAGGUGAAAGUGCUGCAGCACGGUGUACGCGCGUGGUUGCUCAAGCGGAAUUGCAAGAACAUGCGUGAGGCGACCAUCCAGCUUCGUGAAGCCACGCAAAGUAUCGAACAGCAAGAAGACACGGAGCACGUUCCUACAGAGACAAACAAGCGGUCAGAACGUGAGCGAGCCGCCAUAACUGUCCAGGCCGCGACGCGGACCAUGUUGGCCAGACGUAGUUUCCUGCAAACUAAGCACGUCGCAAUAAAGCUGCAAGCCGCUACACGCGGGGUGCUUUGUCGCAAGAAUUUUGCUCGCAUGAAGGCACAUGCUCUAGCGUCGCUUGUUAUCCAGCGCAACGUUCGUGAGUGGUGGAACAAGCAGCCGACUGCAUCACGACCAGGAGUUCUCGACAACAAAGCAGGCAACGCAGAAGAAAAUGAAGACGACACCAAAGCCGAAAGCCAUCGAGCGCACCUGACGCACAUGAACGAGCGUUGUGCAAUGAGUUGUGCCACAAUGUGUAACCGCAGCACAAUCCGAACAAUGUAG